This is a messenger RNA of Nycticebus coucang (slow loris), 1747 nucleotides long. RefSeq names its product flotillin 1 (gene FLOT1). Bases 163 to 1461 code for a protein of 432 amino acids. Gene Ontology annotation, cellular component: plasma membrane. Gene Ontology annotation, biological process: protein localization to plasma membrane; positive regulation of cell-cell adhesion mediated by cadherin; positive regulation of cell junction assembly. Lineage: Eukaryota; Metazoa; Chordata; Mammalia; Primates; Lorisidae. The record is from RefSeq and is a predicted model, not a curated record. The transcript is spliced from 13 exons.
GAACAGCCCCUACUCAGCUUGCAGGUUCCUGCGCGCACCCGCCCUUCCUGAGACCCCAGCCCGGCCGUUGCCCGCAUCCGGGAAGGUUAGCGGUGGAGAGGCGGUGGAGCCUGCGGCUGCCAAGGAGCAGAGAGGAGGGUGGGGAAAGCCCCAACCUGAACCAUGUUUUUCACGUGUGGCCCGAAUGAAGCCAUGGUGGUCUCCGGUUUCUGCCGAAGCCCCCCAGUCAUGGUGGCUGGAGGACGUGUCUUUGUCCUGCCCUGCAUCCAGCAAAUCCAGAGGAUCUCUCUCAACACAUUGACCCUCAAUGUCAAGAGUGAAAAGGUUUACACUCGCCAUGGGGUCCCCAUCUCAGUCACUGGCAUUGCCCAGGUAAAAAUCCAAGGGCAAAACAAGGAGAUGUUGGCAGCUGCCUGCCAGAUGUUCCUGGGGAAGACAGAGGCUGAGAUUGCCCAUAUUGCACUGGAGACACUGGAGGGCCACCAGAGAGCUAUUAUGGCCCACAUGACUGUGGAGGAGAUCUAUAAGGACAGGCAGAAAUUCUCAGAACAAGUUUUCAAAGUGGCCUCAUCAGACCUGGUCAACAUGGGCAUCAGUGUGGUUAGCUACACCCUAAAGGACAUUCAUGAUGACCAGGACUAUUUGCAUUCUUUGGGGAAGGCUCGAACAGCCCAAGUCCAAAAAGAUGCUCGGAUUGGGGAAGCAGAGGCCAAGCGAGAUGCUGGGAUCCGGGAGGCCAAAGCCAAGCAGGAAAAGGUAUCUGCUCAGUACCUGAGUGAGAUUGAGAUGGCCAAGGCACAGAGGGAUUAUGAGCUGAAGAAGGCCGCAUAUGACAUCGAGGUCAACACCCGCCGAGCACAAGCUGACCUGGCCUAUCAACUUCAGGUGGCCAAGACUAAGCAGCAGAUCGAGGAGCAGCGCGUGCAGGUGCAGGUAGUGGAGCGAGCCCAGCAGGUGGCAGUGCAGGAGCAGGAGAUCGCCCGCCGAGAGAAGGAGCUGGAGGCCCGGGUGCGGAAGCCCGCGGAAGCUGAACGCUACAAGCUGGAGCGCCUCGCUGAGGCAGAGAAGUCCCAGCUGAUUAUGCAGGCAGAGGCAGAAGCUGAGUCUGUGCGGAUGCGUGGGGAAGCUGAGGCCUUUGCCAUAGGGGCCCGAGCCCGAGCUGAGGCUGAGCAGAUGACCAAGAAGGCAGAAGCAUUCCAGAUGUACCAGGAGGCUGCGCAGCUGGACAUGCUUCUAGAGAAGUUGCCUCAGGUGGCAGAGGAGAUUAGUGGUCCCUUGACCGCUGCCAAUAAGAUCACACUGGUGUCCAGUGGAAAUGGGACCGUAGGGGCAGCCAAAGUGACUGGGGAAGUACUGGACAUCUUAAGCUGCCUGCCAGAGAGUGUGGAGAGACUCACAGGUGUCAGCAUCUCCCAGGUGACAAUCUCUGAGGUGAACCACAAGCCUCUGCGAACAGCCUGAGCCCUCAGCCCUUGCCAAUGCCCAGCCUCAUGGCUCAGGUUCCUGAAUGGUCCCCCCUGUUGUUGCAUGCAUCCCAACCUUCCUCCCUAAGCAUGUCCUUUGACAAUGGGGGUCCACCCCUCAUCCUCCUUGCCAAAAUAGUCUGUGCCUUGUCUUGGAGGGGGUUGCUCUUCUUGACCCCACACUGCCACAACUGCCAGUGCCAGGGGUCCCAUGUCAGCCUUCUGAUGAUUUACUCCACCUCAUCCCAACUUAUUUAACUUCCUAAUUAAAUUACUAUCUUAGC